CCGGGGGAGACGGAGCGGAGGGCCGGAGCGGGAGGAGGCCGCGCUCCCUCAGCCGGGCCGCGCACGGAGCUUCUCGCUCGCUCGUCCGGCCCGCCCGCCCGUCCGCGCUCGCGCUCAGGGGGCCCCCGAACCGAGGGGCCCGGCCGGCGGCUGAGGCUUGUCUUCGUGGUUUCCAGUUGCCAUGAGGAAGCCUCGCCGAAAGUCACGGCAGAAUGCCGAGGGCCGGAGAUCACCGUCCCCAUACAGUCUUAAGUGCUCACCCACACGAGAGACCCUGACUUACGCCCAAGCCCAGAGGAUUGUUGAGGUCGACAUCGAUGGCCGCCUACAUCGGAUCAGCAUUUAUGACCCGCUUAAGAUCAUCACUGAAGAUGAGCUGACUGCUCAGGACAUCACCGAAUGCAAUAGCAACAAGGAAAACAGUGAGCAGCCCCAAUUCCCUGCCAAGUCCAAGAAACCCUCAUCAAAGGGCAAGAAGAAGGAGUCGUGUUCCAAGCAUGUGUCCGGUACCUCCUUCCACCUCCCCCAGCCCAGCUUUCGUGUGGUGGACACGGGUAGCCAGCCAGAAGCACCCCCAUUGCCUGCUGCUUACUACCGAUACAUUGAGAAGCCUCCGGAAGACCUGGAUGCGGAGGUGGAGUACGACAUGGACGAGGAGGACAUUGCCUGGCUAGACAUGGUCAACGAGAAGCGCCGUGCAGACGGACACAGCUCGGUGUCGGCAGACACCUUCGAGCUGCUGGUGGACCGGCUUGAGAAGGAAUCCUACCUGGAGAGCCGCAGCAGUGGGGCCCAGCAGUCCCUAAUUGACGAAGAUGCCUUCUGCUGCGUGUGCCUGGACGAUGAGUGCCACAAUAGCAAUGUCAUCCUGUUCUGCGACAUCUGUAACUUAGCCGUGCACCAGGAGUGCUACGGCGUUCCCUAUAUCCCAGAGGGCCAGUGGCUAUGUCGCUGCUGCCUGCAGUCUCCCUCUCGUCCAGUGGAUUGCGUCCUAUGCCCCAAUAAAGGUGGAGCCUUCAAACAGACCAGUGAUGGCCACUGGGCCCACGUAGUCUGCGCCAUCUGGAUCCCUGAGGUCUGCUUCGCUAAUACCGUGUUCCUGGAGCCUAUUGAAGGCAUCGACAACAUUCCACCCGCCCGCUGGAAGCUAACCUGCUAUAUCUGCAAGCAGAAAGGGCUGGGCGCGGCCAUCCAGUGCCAUAAAGUGAACUGCUACACCGCUUUCCACGUGACAUGCGCGCAGCGGGCUGGGCUCUUCAUGAAGAUUGAACCCAUGAGAGAAACCAGCCUCAACGGCACCACCUUUACUGUUCGCAAGACCGCGUAUUGUGAGGCCCACUCUCCAAGCGUGGCUGUUGCCAGGAGAAAGGGCGACUCCCCAAGGAGCCUCAGUGAAGUUGGGGAUGAGGAUGGGCCGAAAGAGGGUGGAGGGGAGGAGGAGCAGGAAGAAGCUGAGGAGGAGGGCCAGGAAGGGCAAGGUGGUGUAGGCAGCCCCCUCAAGGGGGUGUCCAAGAAGAGUAAGAUGAGCUUGAAGCAGAAGAUCAAGAAGGAGCCAGAGGAAGCUGGCCGAGAGGCACCCUCCAUCACUGUCCCCAUGGUCACUGUCCCACAGAUACCCUCUUACAGGUUGAACAAGAUCUGUAGUGGUCUCUCCUUUCAGAGGAAAAACCAGUUCAUGCAGCGGCUUCACAACUACUGGCUACUGAAGCGGCAGGCUCGGAACGGCGUCCCCCUCAUCAGGCGCCUGCACUCCCACUUACAGUCCCAGAGAAAUGCUGAGCAGCGGGAGCAGGACGAGAAGACAAGUGCGGUGAAGGAAGAGCUCAAAUACUGGCAGAAACUUCGCCAUGACCUGGAGCGAGCACGGCUGCUGAUCGAGCUCAUCCGCAAAAGGGAGAAGCUCAAGCGGGAGCAGGUCAAAGUACAGCAGGCCGCCAUGGAGCUGGAGCUGAUGCCCUUCACUGUCCUGUUGAGGACAACUCUGGACUUGCUGCAGGAGAAGGACUCUGCACACAUCUUUGCUGACCCUGUCAGUCUGAGUGAGGUUCCAGAUUACCUGGAAUUCAUAUCCAAGCCAAUGGAUUUUUCUACUAUGAGGCGGAAGCUGGAAUCUCACCUAUACCACACCCUGGAGGAGUUUGAGGAGGACUUUAACCUUAUAGUUACCAACUGCAUGAAGUAUAAUGCUAAAGACACAAUUUUCCACCGAGCAGCUGUCCGCCUGCGGGACCUGGGAGGGGCCAUCCUGCGGCAUGCCCGGCGGCAGGCAGAGAACAUCGGCUAUGAUCCUGAGAGGGGCACCCACUUGCCCGAGUCACCCAGAUUGGAAGACUUUUACCGAUUCUCCUGGGAGGAUGUGGACAACAUUCUUAUCCCAGAGAACCGGGCCCAUCUGUCCCCAGAGGCACAGCUGAAGGAACUGCUGGAGAAACUGGAUCUGGUGAGCACCAUGCGGUCCAGCGGGGCCCGCACCCGUCGUGUCCGCAUGCUGCGCAGGGAGAUCAAUGCCCUUCGACAAAAGCUAGCACAGCCACCACCACCACAGCUCCUAUCACUGAACAAGACUGUGCCCAACGGGGAGCUGCCAGCAGGAUCUGCUGUCCCGGAGCAGUCCCAGCAGGAGGAGCCAGAAGAGGAAGGGGACAGAGAUGAUUCCAAAUUGCCUGCCCCACCAACCCUGGAGCCUACCGGGCCUGCGCCUUCCUUGUCAGAGCAGGAAUCCCCUCCAGAUCCCCCAACCCUGAAACCCAUCAGCGACAGCAAACCUUCGAGCCGGUUCCUAAAGUCCCGGAAGGUGGAGGAUGAGGAGCUCUUAGAAAAAUCAGCCCUGCAGCUGGAGAGUGAGCCCUUGCAAUGCUUGCUUAGUGACAAUGGUAUUGACAGACUGUCCCUCACAAACCCCGACAGCCGUCCUGGCACCCCUCUCGGCACCGUGGGCCGCCGAACCUCUGUCCUCUUCAAGAAGGCCAAGAAUGGAGUUAAGCUACAGAGGGGUCCCGAUGGGACCCUGGAGAAUGGCGAGGACCACGGCCCAGGGGACGAUCCUGCUUCUCCAGCCAGCACAGAGGAUGAACACUAUUCCCGGAAGCGGCCAAGGAGCCGGAGCUGUAGUGACAGUGAAGGGGAAAGGUCCCCUCAGCAGGAGGAAGAGACAGGCGUGACUAACGGCUUUGGAAAACACACGGAAAGCGGGUCUGACUCGGAAUGUAGUUUGGGUCUCAGUGGAGGACUGGCGUUUGAAGCUGGCAGUGGCCUGACGCCUCCCAAACGCAGCCGUGGGAAGCCAGCCCUGUCUCGUGUGCCCUUCCUGGAAGGUGUGAAUGGAGACUCUGACCACAGUGGCUCAGGCAGAAGCCUCCUGAUGCCCUUUGAAGACCACGGAGACCUGGAGCCCCUGGAGCUGGUGUGGGCCAAGUGCCGAGGCUAUCCCUCCUACCCCGCCUUGAUCAUCGAUCCCAAGAUGCCCCGGGAGGGCCUCCUGCACAAUGGUGUCCCCAUCCCUGUCCCUCCGCUGGACGUGCUGAAGCUGGGCGAGCAGAAGCAGGCAGAGGCUGGAGAGAGGCUCUUUCUUGUCCUCUUCUUUGACAACAAGAGGACCUGGCAGUGGCUUCCAAGGGACAAAGUCCUGCCCCUGGGUGUGGAGGACACCGUGGACAAGCUCAAGAUGCUAGAAGGCCGCAAGACCAGCAUCCGGAAGUCAGUGCAAGUGGCCUAUGACCGCGCCAUGAUCCACCUGAGCCGAGUGCGCGGCCCCCACGCCUUCGUCACUUCCAGCUACCUGUGAGCGCGGGGCUGGGCCUGUGUCUGCCUCCUUCGCCUCUCCUCUGUCCCUGAGGCAUGCAAACCUCUUGUGCCCCUGCCACGUGUAUGGCCCCUGCCACGUGUAUGGACUGGGUCUCCGAGGGCAAGGCCCAAUAUUGACCAAUCAUGUGGUUCCCUUGGAGGGUUGCUGUGUGCCAAAAAACCUCCCAACCAAGGUCCUGGGGUUACUCCACUGAUGAACCACUUAGAAGGAAACAGCUGAGAGUGUUAGUCAGCCAGGGAGAUAGACCUGGCCCCCAACCAAGAGGGCCUAGGCUGCUUUUCUGGGGCCAGCCAGCUCUCUGCACGCCUCUCCCACCUAACCAUACCUCAGGGCAGGCGAGGUUCUGACACUCAUCCCAGAGAUGUGCCAGGGUCCCUCGGGAACCCUCUGAGCUUCCCACCCCCCACACCGCCCGUGCUCGCACCCCGUCUCAUCUCCCACACCCAGCCCAGGCUCUCCCUUCCCUCAUUGCUCUCUGCUCUCCCUUGUGCCAAACUGACAGCAACAUCACCAAAUUGAUCUUUUUCUUUGAUGUCCCAUUUCCUUCCUGGCCAGCUGCUACAUUAGAUGGAUGUCUGCCAGGCGCUUGAGCCCCAGGUACAAGCUACCCCACCUGUAAGGACCCGCCCACUCACAGCCCUCCAGCAGGCAUGCUGCUGCCCCUCCUCCCCCGUGGGCUUCUCCUGCAGCAGCCUUAAGCCUGGCUGCAGCAGCCUGGUCACCGUAGGCGCAGGCGCAGGAGGGCGCAUGGCACUGCCCUCUGGCACCUUCCCUCUGGGUUUGCUGCUCCAGCCUUCCAGAGCAGGGCUCUUUUCUUUCAUUCCCUGCCUUCACCCUCUUCUCCACCUUCACCUCCUCAAUCCCCGCCCUCAAAAAGGAAGGAAAAAAAAAAACCAAACUGUGAAUGAGGAAAGCUGACUGACAAGCCACCUUGCAGCUCUCAGAGGCUUCUGCUCCUGACAUUUCUUUUCACCUCUUUAAGCACCAAAGCCAAGGCAGGUUUGCAGACCGCCGAUUGCCAUGUUGAUUUCUACCUUGAUGUUAUUUUUAAUUGUUUUCAUUUUUUUCAUAGGGGAGUUUUGGGCAAAAAACGAAGCCCCUGGGGAGAUCACUGCCAUUUUUACAUACUCAAACUUUUUAAAGAAAUACAACCAACCAACCACCAACUUCUUCCACAUUUGGGACUCGAGCCAGAGUUUAAAAGGGAACCAACAAAACUCACCGAGAGGGCCAGCAAACCGCACAGCCACGCUGGGACAGGGCGUGGUGUACAUAACUGUAAGAUACCAGGCACACACUCUCCAUUACCGGAACCCUCCCUUGUGCGGCCAUGCUGCACAGCCUAGUCAAGGAGCCGACACGUCCCCCUCUCCCCAGGUAUCUGGUCAGCUGUGGACUCUGUGGCCCUCAUCUGAACCUGUGUCAAGAUCUCGGGGCUUCUCCCUCUUUCUGUCCCCUCCCCCCAACCCUCUUACCUCCUCUGUCUCUAUUUUUCAGUCUUGGAACCCUUCCCUCUCUCCGGGUCCCACUUUAAAAACUGCUCUUUUAGGACAGGAUGCGGCUCCGAUCUGCUGUGGCACAGGGCCUCGUGUCUCUGUCUGGUCUGCUGUGAAGCACACAUGCUCUAUUUAUUGUAGAAAGUGACUUUAUUUGCCUUCUAGAAUUGUUUAUAACAGAUGGUUAUAAGAGAGGUAAUAAACAGAAAAACCUAUGCCUGUAAAGAAUACAAGAGUUAAUUUUACCUACCAUAAUAUGACGUCUUAUUUUUCUCUCUGAGAAAUAAAUGUUCUAUG
This is a messenger RNA of Mus pahari (shrew mouse), 5598 nucleotides long. RefSeq names its product bromodomain and PHD finger containing 3 (gene Brpf3). Gene Ontology annotation, cellular component: MOZ/MORF histone acetyltransferase complex. The transcript is spliced from 13 exons. Gene Ontology annotation, molecular function: protein binding. Bases 182 to 3784 code for a protein of 1200 amino acids. Lineage: Eukaryota; Metazoa; Chordata; Mammalia; Rodentia; Muridae. Gene Ontology annotation, biological process: regulation of transcription by RNA polymerase II. The record is from RefSeq and is a predicted model, not a curated record.